AAAAUAUCAAAACUAAGGAAAAGGAAAAAAAGGAAUAGAAAAGAGCGGGAGCCAUAAACCCUCAAAAAUUUGAGAGUUUGAGUAAGAGCGAAGAGACAGCAAGAUAAACUCAGCAUUCAGCAAGAAUGCCGGUUGGAGUACGAGAGCUAACUGUGUUGGGAGAAUUCAAACCAUUUGGCUUAAUCGCCGAAGCUCUCGACGGAAAACCAACUGAUAAUGUCUUAGAUAAGUACGAUUACUUCCUAUUUGAUCCAGAAGUUACUCGAGAUAGAGACGAAUUCGAUGUCAUUGCUUCCUCCGUUUCUUCGUCAAUCUCUGUUGAUGGUUGCGAUCACGAAAUCUUCAUCCGCGGAAAUAGGAUAAUGUGGAUAAUGGGGUCACGUGUGUACAAGAGAUUCACGCUAAGUUCUGCAGUAACCAUGGCUUGCUGGUGUCGUAUGGCUCAUUCAUCUGAGGCUGUUCUGUGUAUAUUGCAAGCUGAUGCCUUGACAAUAUUUAACACAUCUGGUGAGCUGACAUCAGUUCCCCUUACGGGCAUAGUCACUUCAAUAUGGCCGCUUCCAUUUGGGUUGCUAGUGCAGCAAGCAGCAGAAGGAAAUCCUCCAUCGUUCGCAAGUUCUGUCCCGUUCUUAGGUGGUAGGGAUACAUUCUCAAAAAGAGAAGUCCGGCAAAGUCCACAACAAUACUUUGGUUUUUCUAGCUCUGGUGACAUUAUGAAAGGAGAUUUAGCGUCAGUGUGCUCUCAUCUAAUCUUGAAUGAUCCAUGUAAAGACCCACAGCCAGUUUUUGUUCAUGAAAGGGACAAAUCGAAGAUUAUGAAGGACUUUGAUGAAAGAACAAUCUGGACCAGUGAUCGUGUUCCUCUGAUUGCUUCCUAUAACAGAGACAAGGUGCAACACUCACUUUGGGUAGCAGAAAGUUUCAAUUCUUGUCUUGGCGAGCAUCCUUUUUCUAGUUCUCAAGUUUCAUACACUGAAGUGUCCCCUUGUCAGUUCUCAUUCCGGAGAAUUUGGCAAGCUAAAGGUUACCAGACAGCUGCUACCAAGGUCUUCAUGGCCACUGACGAUGAUGCGACACCAAUUAUUUGUUUCCUUCUCCAAGAACAGAAAAGGUUGCUAUCAGUGAAGCUUCAGACCAUUCAAAUCAAUGAUGAUAUACUCUUUGACGUGGAACCGGACAUGAGUUGGAGCAUACCCGCUAUUGCUGCGGAACCUGUUGCUGUAACCCGAUCGAGGGCAAAGGUUGGGCUGCUUCCUGCAAUGGACAUUAUUGUUCUGGAUUCAGAGAGCUCAGUUUAUCUUUAUUUGGGAAAGCAAUGCCUUUGUAAAUAUAUGCUUCCUUUAUGUUUAGGCAAUCAGCAACUUAAAGAACCUGUUGAUUCUCCCAAGAGUAGAUAUAUUUACGAUGUGAAGAUUAUAGGAUUGGCUGAUGCUGUUGGAGCAAGGGUAAAUGUGAUCUUAAGCAAUGGACAGAUGCUUAGAUGUGCACUGCAAAGCGGUGCUUCAUGUUCGUUGGCAAAUGAUUGUAUCACAGCAAUGGCUGAAGGCCUUAGUUAUCCCUUCUACAAUGACUUUCUUCAACUUUUUUGGGGAAAUUGUGAGAUUUCUGAUUCAAGCGGUUCUUCAAAUGUUGACGAGUGGGAAUAUUUUAGGAGCAUCAUGAUGGAACUUUUCCAUAAGUCACAGUCAGCUCCACAUCCAGAUGCGUUGAGCUCAUCGUGGGAGUUCCUUGUUAAUAGCGAAUUUCAUAAGAAUUAUAACAAUCAUCACCUCUUCCCUGGAAUCUUAACUGAAGGGUUGGGUAAAAGGCAGGAUAAUUAUGUCCAUUUCUCAAACAGGGAAGAAGUGUACAAGCCAAAAAGACUUUGCAAUUUGGAGUUUCUAAUUGAAUGCUUGGAUUCUCUGCAUGCAGUUUACGAGAACCUGAAACUUAUAAAUCUUCGGAAGCGAGAUUUGGAGCAUCUUGUUGUUCUUCUGUGUGAAAUUGGUACUUUCUUGGGAGAAGACAGUUAUAUUGAUCACUACAUUCGCGAUUUUCCUUUUCUGUCCAAGAUGAUAAGAAGAAAUCAGCAUCCUUCUCCAAGAUCUCCUCCAUGUUUGUACAGAUGGCUCGAAACUUGUGUGUUGCACGGACUUGGCUCGGCAAAUAUUAAUGACAUUCCACCUCUUGCUCGAAAAGAUGGAAGGUCUUCUGUCAGCUGGUGUCGUAAGGUUUUGUCAUUCUAUAGCUUAUUAUAUGGCGCAAAGAGCAUGGGGGGGAAACUCUCCUCUGGUGUAUCUUGUAGGAUUGCUUCUGGUUCAUCUUCAACUCCUGAAGAGAACAUGGUCCUGGCAAUGGUGGCUGAAGGAUUUGGUUUGCAACAACUAGACUUGUUACCUAUCGGCAUCUCGUUACCAUUAAGACAUGCUGUAGAUAAGUGCCGAGAGUCUCCUCCUACUGGCUGGCCUGCAGCUGCUUAUGUUCUUCUUGGUCGAGAAGAUUUAGCUUUGUCUUGUGUGGCACACUUAAAGAAAUCUGAACAGCUUGAGAUUCAAACCAACAGGCAUUUGAUUUCAAUGUCAGUGCCUUAUAUGCUACCUUUACAGCCAGUGACAAUUCCCUCAACAGUUUCAGACACAAUUGUUAUGGAUAAUUCAAAAGUUGACAAUGUAGAUUCGUCGGAUGAUUCUUCAAUAGAUGGCAUGGAGCAUUUAUUUAACUCUAGUACUCAGUUGCGGUAUGGUCGGGAUCUACGUUUAAAUGAGGUCAGACGUCUUUUAAGUUCUUCAAGACCUGUAGCAAUUCAAACAGCUGUUAUUCCCACUGCAUCAGAUCAGGAGCUACAACAGGCUCAGUUAUGGCAAUUUGCUCAAAGGACCACUGCUCUCCCCCUUGGUCGUGGUGCAUUUACUCUGGCAACCUCAUGCACCCUUUUGACUGAGGCACUCACAGUACCAAAACUGGUUUUGGCUGGACGGCUGCCUGCUCAGCAGAAUGCUACUGUCAAUUUAGAUCCUAAUGUACGGAAUUUACAAGAGCUACGAGCUUGGCCUGAAUUUCACAAUGCUGUUGCUGCUGGAUUAAGGCUUGCACCUCUGCCUGGUAAAGUGUCUAGAACUUGGAUCAUAUAUAACAGGCCAGAGGAGCCAAAUGCUGCCCAUGCAGGUCUUCUUUUUGCUUUGGGGCUACAUGGACACCUAACUGUUCUGAAUAUAAAUGACAUAUUCCAAUACUACAACAAGGGUCAUGAAAGCACUACUGUGGGGUUAAUGCUUGGUCUAGCAGCAUCGUACAGAGGCACUAUGGAGCCAACAAUGUCAAAGUCCUUCUUUGUUCAUUUACCUGCUCGUCAUCCAUCUAACUUUCCAGAGCUUGAAGUUCCGACAGUCCUUCAGUCAGCAGCAUUGAUGUCCCUCGGUCUCCUUUUUGAAGGAUCUGCACAUCCUCAGACUAUGCAGUUUCUUCUGACUGAAAUAGGUCGUAGAAGUGGUGGCGAUAAUGUGCUUGAGAGGGAGGGCUAUGCUGUUUCUGCUGGAUUUGCACUUGGGCUUGUUGCUUUGGGUCGUGGCGAGGAUAAAUUUGCGUGUGUAGACUCAUUGGUUGAUCGUUUGUUCCAUUAUGCCGGAGAAAAUUUUGAUGAAAGGUCCCUUUCAACACCAAUGACAUGUGAGCACAACUGGGGUGUAGGGCAGAUGUUGGAUGGUGUUCCUGUCAAUGUAGAUGUUACUGCCCCUGGAGCUAUGAUUGCUUUAGCUUUGUUGUUUUUCAAGACUGAAUCAGAGGUGAUAGUUUCCAGGCUUUCCAUUCCUCAUACAAAUUUUGAGCUGCAAUAUUUGAGGCCUGACUUCAUUAUGCUUCGUGUCAUUGCUCGCAACUUGAUAAUGUGGAGCAGGGUCAUGCCAACAAAAGAAUGGGUUGAGUCUCAGAUCCCUCUAAUUGUGAAAGUUGGUAUUGAGGCCCUUGGUAAUGAGGGUACUGAUAUUGAGGACGUGGAUGAAGAAGCAGUUGUCCAAGCAUUUGUGAAUAUUAUUGCUGGAGCAUGUAUAUCUCUUGGUCUGAAGUACGCUGGAUCCAGAAAUGCCAAUGCUCAGGAACUGCUCUAUAGCUACGCUAUCUACUUUCUGAAUGAGAUUAAGUCUGUUUCUGGUUCAGCUGGAAGUAUAUAUCCAAGAGGAUUAUUGAAGUUUGUGGACAGGAGUACGUUGGAAAUAUGUCUUCACCUUGCUGUCCUUUCCCUGGCUUUGGUUAUGGCGGGUUCUGGAAAUCUUCAGACUUUUAGAUUGCUCAGAUUUUUGCGUAGUCGAAAUUCUUCUGAUGGCCAAGCUAAUUUUGGUAUUCAAAUGGCUGUAAGCCUCGCAAUUGGCUUUUUGUUUCUUGGAGGAGGAAUGCAGUCAUUUUCUUCUAGUAAAAGUGCUAUUGCGGCUUUAUUGGUCACUCUCUAUCCUCGUUUUCCCACGGGUACUAAUGAUAAUCGCUGCCAUCUUCAGGCAUAUAGGCACUUCUAUGUCCUUGCUACAGAAGCUCGUUGGAUUCAAACAGUUGAUGUUGAUACUGGCUUACCUGUCUAUGCCCCUCUAGAAGUUACUGUAAAGGAAACUGAACAUCAUGCAGAGACCAGUUUUUGUGAGGUCACACCUUGCCUACUUCCAGAACGUGUCAUUCUGAAAAGAGUUCGUGUUUGUGGUCCACGGUACUGGCCCCAAGUCAUAGAGCUCACUCCUGAAGAUAAACCUUGGUGGCUUUCUGGUGACAAGAAUCACCCAUUCAAUUCUGGUAUUCUUUAUAUUAAGAGAAAGGUUGGAGCAUGUUCCUAUGUGGAUGAUCCUGUUGGAUGUCAAUCAUUAAUAUCACGAGCAAUGAACAAGGCAUUCAGCUUGACAAGCAUGAGUUUUUGUGAUCCCAAAAUCAAUAGGAGUCCUGAGCCAGGUUCCAGUAAUGUUGAUCACUUGGUUAGCACAUUUUCUUCAGAUCCAAGCUUAAUUGCUUUUGCUCAGCUUUGCUGUGACUCAUCCUGGAAAAACAGGUCAGAUGUUGAUUUCCAUGAAUUCAGUUUGCAAGUUUUAUUUGAGUGUGUCAGCAAAGAUAGACCAGCUCUUUUGCAGGUCUACAUAUCAUUGUAUACAAUGAUUAGAUCAAUUACUGAUCAGGUUACAGACAACACCAUCACUUUCUUUGAUUCCCUCUGCAUAUCUAAUUUAAAGCUUGUAAUAGCCUACAAUGAGGCCUUGCUUAGAGGAAGAUUAUCCUCUUCAAGAGACGGCAUUGUCCAACCAAAGUUUUUGGGGUCUCUAAGGAAGCGCGUAGAGGAGCUCUUCUGCAAUUCCGAUGAAAUGCAGGCUGACUUAUGUAAAUAUUUGACUACUGGAGGAUGGCCAAAUGACAAGUUCCACGGUAAAAAAAGUUCUAUAUUAUUAUCGUGGUAUCUUCAAUGGUUUUCUGUACCAUCUUCAACUGUAAUACGGACAGCAAUUGAGAAGAUAAAACCCAAGCUCAAGAAAUCAUCUGCAAUCCCUUUGUUACGCUUGUUAUUUCCUCGAAUUCAUGUGACCGUGAUCUCUGAGAUUGAUAAAUUAUUGCUUUCUCAUUAGUUCGUUGGGAUGGCUGUUGAUCUUGAUGUCCGAUUACGAUCUAACUGAAAAAAGAUCCCAUGUAAAAACAAAUACAGAUGCGUUUAAAACAGUUCUGUAUGUUUAAUCUGUCUGAAUCAUUGCUUUCUGGUUAGUUUGAUGGGAUGGCUGCGGAGAUCCGGCCAAUGUACAUAAUUACCGCUGUACAAGCAUAGUUUAGAGUGUAGGUUUGCCCUGUUGUAAUCGAUACCAAUUUUUGUGUAUUUCAUAGCUGAUUACUAAUUUAUAUUUACUUGCUAGGAAACAAAGCAAUAAAAAAGUGCUUUUUUUUUUUGCCUUAGUUUAUUUGCCGAUACUAUAUUAAUGGUAUUAAAGCUUUGGCAUAAUGGUGAAUUCUUUCAUUUUACCAGUUUUUC
Molecule: messenger RNA, 5962 nt
Organism: Amaranthus tricolor (Joseph's coat)
Lineage: Eukaryota; Viridiplantae; Streptophyta; Magnoliopsida; Caryophyllales; Amaranthaceae
Product: anaphase-promoting complex subunit 1
Exons: 37
Coding region: 126-5567 (1813 amino acids)
Biological process (GO): anaphase-promoting complex-dependent catabolic process; protein K11-linked ubiquitination; metaphase/anaphase transition of mitotic cell cycle
Cellular component (GO): anaphase-promoting complex
Molecular function (GO): molecular adaptor activity
Source: RefSeq, a predicted model, not a curated record